This is a messenger RNA of Symbiodinium necroappetens, 1248 nucleotides long. Lineage: Eukaryota; Dinophyceae; Suessiales; Symbiodiniaceae. The record is from the annotation of a GenBank genome assembly.
AUGUCUCGCCGCUCGCCUUCCCCGCCGCCCUUCACCGCCUCCCCCUUGACUGUCCCAGACAGCCCUUCCCCUCGUUCCCCCGAUGGUGCCCGCACGCCGCUGGCACCUGUGCUUCCUGCGCCUGCAAUUGAGCCAACGCCCGUCGAGUGCCCCACCGAUGCGCCGCAUUGCUGCCCUUCCCCGCCCUCUCCACCUCCUCGCGGCGAGGUUACACCGGAGUUCGCUGUGCCCCCCUUGGCUGCGUGUCCGGUCUGCCUGCAAGCCCCUGCCUCCCAACCCGAAGCCGAGGAUGCGGUCUUCCUGUGUUGCGCUGCGUUCACGCAUUUGUCCUGCCUCGUGCAGUGCGCACUGCGUCAUGGCAGCUGCCCCAACUGCCGAGCUGCUGUCGACCACUUGCCACGGGAGCCUUCAAUCGCCUCUCGAUGCCGGCAAUUGGGUAUCGACCUAGAACCCACAGUACCUGGGGCGCAUGACACGGCCGUCACCGCUGUCCGUGACUACUCCACCCGCACUUUCUCGCGAGCAGACGCCCCUGAACCGGCGGAGCCGCCCCACAUCCGUGCUGUCUGCUGCCGUCGCCUCGCAGGACCCGCCAUCGAUUUUGUUGAGCUGCCGGACGCUCGAAUGCAUUGGGCGCCAGUGCCGCAGCGGAGAUCGGACGGCAUUGGCGCUUGGCAGCCGUUGUGGCUUUGCAUGCGCUGCCAGAGCGAGCUCCAACUUGACCGCAUUAACUUGCCCGAACCGCGCCCGGCUUGCCCCCUCUGCGAUGUGCCGUUGCAUUGGGAGGUCGACAUGAGUCGCCGUCAAGAGCGAUGGGUGUGCGGACGCUGCCCCUUUGCGCACCUUCCACGGCCGCUAGCGCUGGGGCCUGCGACACGCCCGCCCGUGGACGAAGGCACCCUGGCCGGCAUUACCGACGCGCCCACGUCACGCGUAAGCAAUGUGCUUGCCGCGAAAGCCGGAGCCGGAGCCGAAGCCCCAUUUCGGAGGCCCCGGCCCCGGGCCACCGCGGCCGCAUGGACAUCGAGAAGGGCAAGGGCAAAGGCAAGCGCAGGGAGAAGGGCAAAGGCAAGGGCGGCGGGCCUCCACCACGCCGAAGCAGCCGCGACACAUCGACGACUGCAGUGGUGCGCGAGGUUGCAGCAGCAGCCGCUGAAGCCGCGGCCAGGGCAGUCCAAGAUCGUUUGUGAGGCAACGCAGGCGGCCUUUGCACUGCGACACGUCGCGGCCGUAGAGUUUUUUAACUAA